Molecule: messenger RNA, 4864 nt
Organism: Engraulis encrasicolus (European anchovy)
Lineage: Eukaryota; Metazoa; Chordata; Actinopteri; Clupeiformes; Engraulidae
Gene: asap2b
Product: ArfGAP with SH3 domain, ankyrin repeat and PH domain 2b
Exons: 30
Coding region: 434-3628 (1064 amino acids)
Biological process (GO): positive regulation of GTPase activity
Cellular component (GO): cytoplasm
Molecular function (GO): GTPase activator activity; protein binding
Source: RefSeq, a predicted model, not a curated record
CCUAUUGGUCGGCGUGCCUUCCCUCUUGUCCGGGAGAGCACGAUUCAACGCCUCUAUCAGUUGGCAGAGGCAGAAGUUGUUCUAGCCUACUUCUUCACCCGGGUAGGUAGCGCAGCCACCUGGGUUGGUUUCGGGAUCCGCGCCUGGCCUGGCCGUGCGUGCCUACACUGUGGCGGAAUCUAUCCAAGGAGCCGGUGUCUUCCCCCUUUCCAUUUUGUGCGUCUGGGAUUACAUGGAUUGAGUUGGGAGUUUCUUUUGUUGUUUUGCAUACAACUGCAGGCGCAAUUAGCCUUUGCUGGAAUGUCUGACCUGAGAUAGCAGCGUGGAAGACCCUGGGAUCUGCCUUACCGGGUCACCGCUGGACACACCAAUUGGAUACACCUAACAUCAACCCUCUCUGUUGGAACCAGGGCGUAAUAUAUUGGACCUCAUCAUGCCGGAACAGGUCACCGUCCCGGAAUUUAUGGACAUCACAAAUGAGGAUUACAAAGCCCCAACAACUUCUAUUUUCACGACUCGAAUGACACACUGUCGGAAUACUGUAACAGCUUUAGAGGAGGCAUUAGAUGUGGACCGAGGUGUUCUGCACAAGAUCAAGAAGUCUGUGAAGUCGCUCAACAAUUCAGGCCUGGCGCACGUGGAGAAUGAGGAGCAGUACAUCGCGGCGCUGGAGAAGUUUGGGGAGAACUGCGUGUACCGAGACGACCCCGAGGUGGGCUCCGCCUUCCUCAAGUUCUCCGUCUUCACCAAGGAGCUCACCGCCCUCUUCAAAAACCUGUUGCAGAACAUGAGCAAUAUCAUCACCUUCCCCUUGGACAGUCUGCUGAAAGGAGAUCUGAAAGGCGUCAAAGGGGACCUGAAGAAACCUUUCGAUAAAGCCUGGAAGGACUACGACACCAAACUUAACAAGAUUGAGAAAGAGAAGCGUGAGCAUGCGAAACAGCAUGGAAUGAUCCGCACGGAGUUCAGCGGAGGAGAGAUCGCGGAGGAGAUGGAGAAGGAGAGGCGUCUAUUCCAGCUACACAUGUGCGAGUAUCUUCUCAAAGCCAAUGAGAUCAAGGUCAAGAAAGGAGUGGAUCUCCUCCAGAACCUCAUCAAGUAUUUCCAUGCUCAGUGCAACUUCUUCCAGGAUGGACUGAAGGUGGUGGAGAGCCUGAAGCCAGCCAUGGAGAAGCUGUCCACUGACCUGGGAGCCAUCAAGCAGAGUCAGGAUGGAGAGCGUAAGCAGUUGACCCAGCUGCGCGAUGUGCUGAAGUCCUCCUUACAGGCCGAAUCUAAGGAGGAUGCGCAGGCCAAACAGACUGGCUACAGUCUUCAUCAGCUGCAGGGCAACAAGGCCCACGGCACCGAGCGCUCAGGGAUGCUGUCCAAGAGGAGCGAGGGCCUGCGACGGGUCUGGCAGAAGAGGAAGUGCUCUGUACGGGCCGGGUUCCUCACUAUAGCCCACGGGACGCCAAACACACCCCCUGCCAAACUCAACCUGCUGACCUGCCAAGUGAAGAACAACCCAGACGAGAAGAAGAGCUUUGACCUCAUCUCACAUGACAGAACGUACCACUUCCAGGCAGAGGAUGAGCAAGAGUGUCAGAUAUGGAUUUCAGUGUUACAGAACAGUAAAGAGGAAGCGUUGAACGACGCGUUCAAAGGCAACGUGGAGGAGAGCGGCGAGAACAACAUCGUGCAGGAGCUGACGCGUGCCAUCGUGGAGGAGGUGAAGAGGAUGAGCGGGAACAAUGAGUGUUGUGACUGCGGUGCUGCCGAUCCCACCUGGCUCUCCACCAAUCUUGGGGUGUUAAUCUGCAUCGAGUGUUCCGGAAUCCACCGUGAGAUGGGCGUCCACUACUCCAGAAUCCAGUCCCUCACUCUAGACGUCCUCGGAACCUCAGAGCUGCUGUUGGCUAAGAACAUUGGGAAUGCGGUCUUCAAUGAGAUCAUGGAGGCCAAUGUGUCCGCAGAGGACGUGACCAAGCCCAAUCCCUCUAGUGACAUGCAGAUGCGGAAAGACUACAUCACGGCCAAGUACGUGGAGAAGCGCUUUGCCCACCGCAAGUACAGCGAGACGGCGGGCAGGCAGCACGCGCUGCGGGAGGCCGUGAGGAACAGAGACAUCUUCACCCUGCUGCAGGUCUACGCGGAGAAGGUCGACCUCAUGGAGGCCAUUCCACCGGGACAGCACGAACACGAGCCAGGGGAGACCGCGCUGCAUCUGGCCGUCAGGACCGUGGACAGGAACUCCCUUCACAUAGUCGACUUCCUGGCACAAAACAGUGGGAGCCUGGACAAGCAGACAGCCAGGGGGAGCACGGCUCUGCACUACUGCUGCCUGACGGACAACAGUGAAUGCCUCAAGCUGCUACUGAGGGGCAAGGCUUCAGUUGCUACAGCAAAUGAAGCAGGGGAGACGCCACUGGACCUGGCCCGACGCCUGAAACAUACUCAGUGUGAAGAGCUGCUGAUGCAGGUGCAGACGGGCAAGUUCAAUGUGCACGUGCACGUGGAGUACGAGUGGAGACUGCACAACAACGACCUAGACGAGAGCGAUGAGGAGAUGGAGGAGAAGCCCAUCCUUCAGAGAAGGCGUGAAAAACGGCCGCCCAUCCCCCACGGUCGUCGCGAGAUGGAGCGCCCGGUCAGCUGUUUCGUGCCGGGUAGCACCGGUCCCAUGCCGGCCAAUCUGGCGGCGUCCCUGGCGCGUGACGCCGCCUCCCUCGCGGCCAGCCGGCAGCAGCGAGGCUUCAUCCCCAGCAUGGUCUGCAACGAGACCUACGGCACCAUGAUGGACCCGGGGCUGUCGCCCCCGCCCACACACCACACGCCCAGCCUGCCGGGAGGAGGGGGAGGUGGAGGAGGAGGGGGAGGGGUCAGUACCGUGCCCGUGCCCGUGCCCUUGCCCCCACUGCCGCCACGCAACCCUGGCAAAGGAGGCUCCGGGUGGAGGUCCAGCACCAUGGAGAGCGCCGGCAGGCAGAGGUCGUCCUCCGACCCCUACAACCCAGAGACGUACAUCCCCAUGAACGUGGUUCCUCCACCAGCCCCGGCGCCCCCUCCUCCGGUCUUCAAGAAGACAGCCACGGUGGACUCCAAGGGCAAGAUUGCCCCCUUGCCCCCCGUCCCGUUACCCUCCCCCCCACCUCCUGCCCCCCCUCACGGUGCCCCCCGGCUCCCGCUGCCCCCCGCCCCCACCCUCCCUCCUGCCCCGCCCUACAAACCCACUCCACCCCCACCCCCACCACACGCCAACCGCUCAGUCACACCCAAGUCACCUACUGGUAUGGAGGCCAGUGUCACCAAAACACCAUCCGGCCGGCCCUUACCUCAAGACAGACGAGCCAAGCGGCCCCAAGGUAAAGACGCCCCAGCGCCUCCCCCCGGCACGGAGCCACCUUCUCCCUCGUCACCCCCCACCCCCAAACCCAGGAGUCUUCACAGCACCAAACAGAAGCCCCAGAGAGUGAAGGCCAUCUACAACUGCAAGGCGGACAACCCCGACGAGCUGACGUUUAACGAGGGAGAGGUGAUCGUAGUGGACGGAGAAGAGGACCAGGAGUGGUGGGUGGGUCACGUGGAGGGAGAGCCCAGCCGGAGAGGAGCCUUCCCAGUCACCUUCGUCCACAUACUCACCGACUGACCUCCGCCGCGCAGGCUGACUCUACUCUACAACACCGGUGUCACUUCAACAGACGGUCACUUCAUUCACAGUACCCAUGAUGAGAAAAGAGAAGUGUCACUGUCUAUGUCACAGUACCGUUACUUUAUCACUGACUCUGACUCACGAGUAUCAGUACCGUCACCAAUCAUCGGUAAACCAUCAUUGCUUCAUCGGACCUGAAAACACCAAUGUCACUGUCAUGAGAGUGACACGUCACGACAGACUGGCUGGCCGUACAGUCCUGGUGUCAGACCGGAGAGUAUAAUUGAACAGUGUCACUUCAUCAGACAGCCUCCAGUGACAAGUGGACUCUCGCUCCAUCGGACUUACUAUCCUUAUUUAAGAAGGUAUCAUUGUCACAGGAGUGUCGCUUCUUCAGAUGGACUAACUUUACAGUAGUGGUGUUACAGGAUUGUACAGAUUUGCAGUGUUACAUCACUGUCACAUCAUCAGACAGUGUCACAGACACCAGUGGCAUUGGACCAUCACCGUCACUUCAUGUGACUUCAUCAUUGACUAACUAUUGUGCCCCCAAACCUGUGUCAAAGGAAGAACUAUUGUUGCUGAUCCCAUGCAGCAGAAGUGGUAUCACAGGAGUCACUUCAUCAUUGUCUGACCCUCAUUCCUCGUUCACUGUACAGUACCAGUAGCCUCGCGACGCCAUCCUCUGUACUCCACCCAAAGAUUUUGGCUCCGCACAUCGUCUGGCAAAAGCCUCGAGCUCGGUUCUCUCAGUGUCUAGCCAAUCAGCAAACAGCUGAGAGUGAUGACGCAGAACUCACCCGCGAGCUCCGUUACUGAUUGGUUAAGGUAACUAAAUUCACACUUUCGUUUUGUUAUUUGUUUGCUUUUGCGGCGCUAUAUCGUAACAGGCAUGCUAAUAAAGCACAAUAUGGGUUUUAAUUUGAGUUUGGAACUCCAAUUCAUUUAAAUGAUAGAGUAAGAUCAGACCAUCUACCACCCUCCACGGAGACGGAUUCCUCAUGACUCUUGCCAGACUAAUUGACGGAGUCAACAGUCGGCUUUUCGCCCAGGCUACAGUACCAGUGUUACAGGACUAUGACUUCUUGACUGACUGACAUUACAGACUAGCUUUGGGUUUCCACUUCCUCACUGACUGAGUGACUCCAUGAACUAGAGAUGUACAGGAUCCAAGAUCCGGUUCCGGAUCCGGCAGGAUAAUAGGGUUUUUCACAGGAUCCGGUUCCGGUUCCA